Molecule: messenger RNA, 1885 nt
Organism: Misgurnus anguillicaudatus (oriental weatherfish)
Lineage: Eukaryota; Metazoa; Chordata; Actinopteri; Cypriniformes; Cobitidae
Gene: tcn2
Product: transcobalamin II
Biological process (GO): cobalamin transport
Molecular function (GO): cobalamin binding
Source: RefSeq, a predicted model, not a curated record
ACUACAAUCUCUGUAGAUAAGUAACUAACGUUAGUGAUCAUCAGUUAGUUCACUGAACUCGGGAUGAGUCUAUAAACUCCUCCUGUGACAGUAAAAGUCGCUUGUUCAUUUCAACAGGAGUCAUCUUCCCUCUAACUAAGCAUUAGAAAGAUCAAACUAAUGAAGGGGAUUAUCAUUAUUAUGAGUGCGCUCUUGGCGCUAACUGCUGGAAAACCUCUUGAAUCGGAUCAUGAGGAACUCCACCUGUCCCUCAAUAAGCAGCUGCUGCGUUCUGUGGACAUUCAAGAUAAUCUGCCCAAUCCGAGCGUGCACAUCGCCCUGCGGCUCUCAAAACAACAUAACCUAGCUAAAGAAAGCGAACAUCUCAACCGUCUCAAGACAGACUUUCAUAAUGAUGUUGAGAAAUCUCUCAAAAACAAUGAGUUGGCGGUUGGCCGUCUUGCCCUAUACAUCUUGGCAUUGAAGUCUUCCUGCCAUGACCUGGAAAGCCUGUAUCUCGCUGGUAAUGAUGAUCGGGAACCCCUCUUUACUCAUCUGAAGAGAGAGAUGGAAGAGGAGAAACAGAACAUUGCAUUCAGUCACCGCCCAAAGACCAACUACUAUCAGUAUUCUCUAGGAAUCCUGGCUUUGUGUGUAAGUGGCAUUAGGGUUAAUGCCCAUGUCACCCAGAAACUCAUCCAUGCUGUUGAACAUGGACAGAUUAAACAUGGAGAGUCCUUAUGUGUGGACACCCAUGCUAUGGCAGGCAUGGCCCUCCAGUGUCUGAAAGAUGAGGGAACUGGUUUUAAAGAUCCAGAGGAGCUGGACAAGGCCCUUGCCACCAUUAAGCAGAGGAUUCUUGACUCUAAAAGAGCUGAUGGCCACAUGGGUAAUGAGUUUAGCACUGGACUGGCAGUGCAGGCCUUAUUGGCUAUGGGCAGUUCAAUGAAUGAGUUCGCCACUGCUAUGGAGGCUUUAAGGGCAGAUGCAAGACAAGGAACCUAUCAUAACCCCAUGGCCAUUUCCCAGGUCCUGCCUGCCCUACAGCAAAAAUCAUACCUCAAUCUGAAGAAGAAAGAAUGUCGCAGCGAGGAUGGUACAUCCAAACUCUACACUCUUGUUUUGGAUGCCAUUACCGAAACAGAAGUUCCUCCAAGUAAGGAGAAAGUGUCUCUACAGGUGGAGGUCAUUAAAUCAAACGGUGAAGCAUCACUUUAUUUUAUUCACGUACCCCGAGGCUCCUCGCUUUUCGAAGCUCUCAGUUUUCUCCAGGACAAGCAAAAAGAUUUCAACUUUAGUACACAAGAGAGCUUAUGGGGGCCAUUCCUGAGUAUGGUGAAUGGCGAACAAGCACGUCAAACUGAUCGCAGAUACUGGCAUAUUUCCACUGAUGGCACCUCUCUGAACCAGGGUAUCAAAGACUAUAAGAUUGACUCGGCUCAAAAAAUCACCUUUAAGAACACUGGGUACUGAGUCCUUUGCGAGUACCAUGGAUGCAAGCAGAGAUGAAUAAGAGGAAGUUAAUAUGUAAAUCCAUUGAAUUCCUCUGUUGUAAUUGACUUUUUAUUUUCUCUAUAAUUUUUACGUUUGAUGAUUGCCUCAUUGACGUUUGGUUUCCUCCUAAAAUAAACAGAACAGUAUUGUACUGAAAGAUUUUACAUAAACAAAUCUUUGAGAUCUAAUCUGUUUAAUUUUUUUGAUGUGAAUGUACCUACUGCCAUUUUAAAACAGUAAAUAAAAUUAGAAAUGUUUUAUUCUUUAUUUUAUAUACAUUUAUUAUUAAAAUGUCUGAAAUCACAGUGUCUUUUACUUGAUCAGGAGAUCAGGCUACAGUGUUUAACAACAUACUACUUCAAAAAUUGUUUCAUUAAAUAUGUUAUUCACAAAAUUAAACAAUUGAAUGAAA